AAUGGUGUUGUGGUCGUACCCACCGACGCGGAAGCAAGUGGUGGCGAGCGCCGCCGUGUUUGUGACGGGAGCGUCGCUGGUGGCGGCCGGAGCAUACCUAUCAAUGGCGAAUAUAGGCCCACAGCAGGCUCGUGCUAAAGCUCGAAGUGAAGAAAUCAAGAAGCUUCUCAGGAAGUUUCUCGAUGAUUGAUUGCAGCAACUUGUUAGAAAAUUAGGGUUUCAUGCGUGUAAUUGAAAGUUGUUUAAUUUGUGAUAAAUAUUUAUCGCUAAACUGUAAUAUUAUGAAUGAAUAUAGUUUUUGGUUACGAAUUCGGAUCGUGUUGUGCCUUUUGUAGUUCAUAAAUUAUGUGUAGAAAGCUUCAGUUUUAAGGUCCUAUAGUGAAUGAAGGCUUCAUCCCCUUCCC
This is a messenger RNA of Arachis stenosperma, 404 nucleotides long. RefSeq lists its product as uncharacterized. The record is from RefSeq and is a predicted model, not a curated record. NCBI's taxonomy places the organism in Eukaryota, Viridiplantae, Streptophyta, Magnoliopsida, Fabales, Fabaceae. The transcript has a single exon. The coding region runs from base 2 to 190 and encodes 62 amino acids.